CGCCCCUGGUUGCUCCCCAGCAGAGGCGGGGGGCUGGCGAGGGAGGGGCACCUUGCACAAAGCGCCGGUUCGCCUCCCGGCCAGGCAGCCGCCCAGCGGAGCCCCGCGCCCCGGCUCCCCAACUUCGCCUGCCCACGUGUUGCUAGCGGAGUCCCGGGGCGCCGCUUCCCUGACCCGCUGCCGGUGCGGCAGGAUGGCUGGAGGGGCCGCUCCGCUGCCUGCUCGGCGCUGAAGAUCAAAGGAGAUGCUGGGAGCUGCUGCCAGUUAGCAGCACCUGGGCAGGGGAGCGGCCGGCGGGUGGUGACUCCGCAACCCGACUGGACUCUACCGCUGCGGCCCCCCGCGCUCAGCCUGGCACCUCCUGCCCCGGCCCCGCCAGACGGCUGAUUUGCCCCCUCGGAGAGAAGCUGCCCCCUCGCCGCCCAGGAUGCAGUUUCGCCUCUUCUCCUUUGCCUUGCUCGUCCUGAACUGUAUGGAUUACAGCCACUGCCAAGCCAGCCGCUGGAGACGCAGCAAGAGAGCUAGCUAUGGACCAAAUCCAAUUUGCAAAGGUUGUUUGUCUUGCUCAAAGGAUAAUGGGUGCAUCAGAUGCCAGCAUAAAUUGUUUUUCUUUCUUCGACGAGAAGGAAUGAGGCAAUAUGGAGAAUGCUUGCAUUCCUGCCCAUCAGGGUACUAUGGACUCCGAGCGCCAGAUAUGAACAGAUGUUCAAGAUGCAGAAUAGAAAACUGCGACUCUUGCUUUAGCAGAGACUUUUGCACCAAAUGCAAAGCUGGCUUUUACUUACACAGAGGCCGUUGUUUUGGAGAAUGCCCGGAUGGAUUUGCAUCCUUAGAUGAAACUAUGGAAUGUGUGGAAGGCUGUGAAGUGGGUCCCUGGAGUGAAUGGGGAACUUGCAGCAGAAAUAACAAAACCUGUGGAUUUAAAUGGGGUUUGGAAACAAGAACAAGGCAAAUUGUGAAAAAGCCGGCAAAGGACACAAUACCUUGCCCAACCAUUGCAGAGUCCAGAAGAUGUAAAAUGGCUGUGAGGCACUGUCCAGGAGCCCUGCUUUUGUUUCAGAGUUGGACUUUCCAUUUUCCAUGACUUUUUCAAGAGUAAUUAGCCGACACAUUAAGAAAGGGAAAAACUUCGGAUGAAUAUCAGAAAAAAAACAACAUUCUGGGAGUAAGAUCUGUUAUGGUGUGGAAGAAUUGCCCAAGGGGAGUGAUGAAAGCCCUGCCUCCUGAGACAUUUAAACUAAACAGGGGGAAAAAACUACUAGGAAAUGCACUGGGGGAGCAGUCCUGCA
Messenger RNA from Mauremys reevesii (Reeves's turtle), 1289 nucleotides. It is a transcript of the gene RSPO2, whose product is annotated as R-spondin 2. NCBI's taxonomy places the organism in Eukaryota, Metazoa, Chordata, Testudines, Geoemydidae. The transcript is spliced from 6 exons. The record is from RefSeq and is a predicted model, not a curated record. The coding region runs from base 428 to 1084 and encodes 218 amino acids.